Messenger RNA from Leptidea sinapis, 7046 nucleotides. It is a transcript of the gene Tango5, whose product is annotated as vacuole membrane protein 1. Bases 224 to 1603 code for a protein of 459 amino acids. NCBI's taxonomy places the organism in Eukaryota, Metazoa, Arthropoda, Insecta, Lepidoptera, Pieridae. Gene Ontology annotation, cellular component: endomembrane system; membrane; endoplasmic reticulum. The transcript is spliced from 10 exons. Gene Ontology annotation, biological process: autophagy; Golgi organization. The record is from RefSeq and is a predicted model, not a curated record.
UGAAUAGAGAGUGAUGUUAGUGGUUUUUGUAAAGUAGUUUUUAAAUAUUAAAUAAUUAUUAAAUAAAAGCAUUUUGAUAAGUAAACCUACUAAAUAACGCUUAAAUUUUAGGAGGACUGAAUUUAUGAUAUUGGAAAGCAGUGCUUAUGAAGAACAUAGAUCACAUGCAAUGGAAGCAAGGCAUUUAACUGCUUAAAGCUUAGUGGGUUUAAAUAAAGGUAGAAUGACCAAGCUAGCAAGUACUCGACGAGCUCGUAACCAAGCCGCAUCACUUGCGAUCCCACGUCAGAACUCCAUUACUGAUAAUGGCAAGGUACGACAGAAUCUCAGUCCAGAAGUUCUGGCUUCAAUGAACAAGGAACAACUUCGCGCUGAGUGCAGGAAACGGGGUCAACGGACAUCAGGCAACAAAAAUGAGCUGCUCGCCCGCUUGGGGUAUUACAAGCUGGCGGCUGCAGUGCAGGUGGACACCGAAGACCGCUCUCGCAACGGAUCACUUCACUCACAUCCCAAAGAAAUAAGAACGAAAUCUGUUCCAAUGGAUACAGAGAGCCUGGUUCUGUGGAGAAGACCGUUCACAACUAUCGACUACUUCUUCCGAGAACUCCUAAUAUUAUGUUCAACAGGUUUGCGUAGAUUAUUGGCGUACCAAGGCUUAGCGUUAUCGAUAGUAUUUCUAGUCAGCGGUGUUGCCGCUUCAUACUAUAUCAGCGGGCCGCAUCAGCGAUAUGUACAGGAGGCGGUGAUAACGUUGUCGUGGUGUGGCUGGUGGGUGAUCCUGGGCGUGUGCAGCUCCGUGGGUCUGGGCACGGGGCUGCACACGUUCCUGCUGUACCUGGGGCCCCACAUCGCGCGGGUCACCCUGGCCGCCUACGAGUGCGGAGGACUUAACUUUCCAUCGCCGCCCUACCCCAACGACAUCAUAUGUCCCCCGGAAAUAGAUCCCAAGAGCGUGGUGUCGAUAUGGAACAUAAUGUCCAAGGUGCGUGUGGAGUGCAUGAUGUGGGGCAUGGGCACCGCGCUGGGGGAACUGCCCCCCUACUUCAUGGCGCGAGCGGCGCGACUGUCUGGCGGGGCCGUCGCUGAGAUCAUGGAGAAAGACGAGUCGAGGACUGGCAGGGCUAAGGCAAUGGUACAAAACCUAGUCCAACGUGUUGGUUUCGCGGGCAUAUUGGCGUGUGCGUCCAUACCCAACCCAUUAUUCGACCUGGCCGGCCUCACUUGCGGCCACUUCCUGGUGCCGUUCUGGACGUUCUUCGGCGCCACACUCCUGGGCAAGGCCGUCAUCAAGAUGCACAUACAGAAGAUGUUUGUUAUCAUCGCUUUCAACGAGACAUUGGUUGGACAAGUCCUGUCAUGGGUAGAGAAAGUACCAUACAUCGGACCGAAGCUAGAAGCUCCACUAUUGGAGUUCCUCCGCAACCAGAAGGCGAGGCUGCACAAAAACUCGGAGCCAGGUGACAAUCAAGGCUCGGUGCUGUCGAGUAUUCUAGAGAAGUUUGUGCUGGCGAUGGUUUUGUACUUCGUAGUCUCGAUUGUGAAUGCACUCGCGCAGAAUUACAGCAAACGGGCUGGCAAGAAGAAGGGGAAGAAGAAGGAUUAGGAUCCGAAGACGUCGGGCGAUGAUGUCUCUCUCGUGCGACGGCGAUUAGAAAAACAUCAGCAUCGGCUUCGGUAGUACGUGUGUAUUAUGUAUUACAAACAUUUGUGGUUCCGGCACGUUACUCUAUGGCCACAACAUACCAUAGAUUGUAAACUAAUCAGGAGAUAGUAUGCCGUAGCUAACUAUAAAGAUAUUUAUAAUAACAAAAACAAUCAAUUCUAUGUGAUUUUCCUUGAGUAUGAAAAUCACUAUAAUCCAUUUUAAAGAUAGAUAGAUAAUUAAAUAGUCGGUACUAUGGGGACCUUUUUGGGGGAUUUUUAGUUGCAUUAUUAGGAUUUUUCGAUAGACAAAACCCAUGGUGUGUGAAAUUUAUAUUAAAAAGUAUCAUUUUAUUAUUAUAACAAUGUCAAGCACUCGCUGCUCACUGCUUUUGGAACCUUUUCAUACUUUUUCAUAAUACAGUUACAGAAACAUACACUUACAUUAAUAUGUAGUGCCGCAGGUACGGAUGGCUUUUAGCAUAAAAGUGAUUUAUUCGAAUAAUCUGUCGUGCAGUGUGAUAAACAAACUGAAGUUAAACAACGUUUUGAUCAAUGUUAUUUGUAAAAUACUUAUUAUUUCGUCGUCCUGUGAAAAAAUCGUUAUUGUUUUAUGACUUUACCAAAAGACCAAUAAAAAUAUUUCAAUUUUUUUGUGUGCUCUAUCUGUUUAACGGUUUUGAGGAUUGUAUUUUGUACAAACCAAGACAUCAUCCACAUGAAAUUAAAUGAUCAAUUGAACAUGUAAAUCAGAAUCUGUUGUCACACAUUCAAUAGAUAUGCCUUCUAUACCAAUCAAAUUAUAUUUUUCAAUAAUUAGAUUUGUUUAUCACUGCUGAACAUGAGAACCUGCCAUCUUCAAAAGUGUCGGGAUAAAUUGUUUAUCUCAUUACAAUAGAUGUUCAUAAUUUCGUUAAUUUUCAUUUGAAAACUAGUUUUGAAUAAUUACAGUCACGCAAAGUGAGUGACUUUCACAUUUAUAAUAAUAUUGUCUUAGUUAAUUUAUACGCCUAGAUAGACUGUGACAGCUGGGAACACUUCGAAAUAAAUAGCGUUGAACUGUUAACCUCUAUUUUCAGCAACGCACACACACUAAAUCAAAGUGACAUACGUAUUGCACGUACGUAAGACGUUGCUUGUCGUGCACGCACAUUAAAGUAAUAAACCUGGCCUGUUUUCAUGCGUUGCCUAACAGCAAGAGGCUCUAUCUACACGUAUAAAUUGUCUUAGAAUGUUAUGGAUUAUAAUUAAAAGCGUGUGUGAAUUAUAUAUUAAAAGGCAUAGAACGAAUGUUUUUUACAAGAGUUGUGUCCAAGUGUUUUACAUGAAACUUUGUAUGGGUGAAAUACUAUAUAAUAAUAAUAUGUAGUAAUAUUAUUGGUAUUUUUGAAGUGAGAAGUAGCAGCUAUCGCGCGACUAUUAUUAUCUUGCCUUUACGACAUAAUUUCCUCCAUAGACAAAGAGGAUUGGUCGAUUGUCUCAUUAUUUUUUUUCUAGAAAAUUUUGGCUCAUUCUAGAAUGGGGAAUUGGCUAGAACAAUUUCUUUAAUGUGAUUACCUAACAAUUUUAUUUUGUUUUCCACCUUAUAAUAUUUGAAACAUUUAUUUCGUCGAUAAUUCAAGCACUCUUCAUAGUUUGCGAAAUUUUAAUAAACAAAAUUCUGGCUAAAAUACUAGGUCGCAUAUACGGAAUACAAUCGAUUCAGUGAAAAAAAAAAACCGUAACAUGUCACAUCCAUAAAUUGUCAUAAGAGGACAUUCUUUAGUGUGAAUAACUUAAUGACUAGUAUAAUGCGUUUUAUCAGUUAUAAAUAGUGGGGUAAGUAUAUCACAAUGUACUGAGUGUAAAACACCUGAGAGAUAAAUACCUAACUAACUAUUGGAUUUUAACUAUGAUGUGUCUUAGAAGAAAAAAAAAACAAAAUACAUAAGUAAAUACUCAUCAAUUGUAAAAUCUUUAUAAACCUCCUCUGCACCCUAAAAUAAUGUACAGGGAAAUGAUUUCACUAGAGAGAGUUUGACGUAUUCGGCUACAUUAUGAGACAGCAAUUAACUGUUAUUACUUGAAGGCACGGAAAAAAUCAAAUACACAAUCAACAAUACUGAAAAAAUAUUGGCUGUACAAUAUUCUGUAAGAUCUAUGUUAUGUAAUAUCUCUCUUUGUCUAUGGUCUCUUAACAAAACCGACCACAGAUACAAACUAAAAUAAUCAACUAGGACUAGUUAAUUAUAGAACUGAGUAAUUGUAAAACCGUAGUUGUUUAAUGUUCACCACCAGGUGUCUUCAGAGCUCUUUUUUAAAAUUCCUAUUCAAUAAGUCUUUUUUUCUUUGUAUAAUAUUCGGCCAGGCUGACUUUUCCGAACACUAUCCAAUUCGAUGUACUUUUGUGCAGUCAUCCUACGUUCAUGUUUCGAAUACUGAAUGACAUCUUCAAUAAAAAAAAAAGAAUUAUCUUUUCGAAGAGUUUAUAGUUUUGUAUAUUUCUGCUGUGGUCGCUGUGAGGGAUUUUGUCGUUAUUAGUUUUUUAUUUUAUUAUUAUUAGGUGUGUUUUUAGAGCUUCAAACAUAACUAAGAUGAAGCUUGAAGGUUGGCAAACCAAUGAUUAAUUAUUGUUAUAUUAAAUUGCACAUUAAAAACUAUGUGAUGUAUAACUAAUAGUAUAUCCUAUACAUACAAUAGUAAAAAGUGAUGGGAAAUCUUUUGAUUCCUUUUUAAGUACAUUUUGCGACCCGAACAGUAUUGCCCCCCCUUAUAUAAAAAAUCAGUACCAAUCGAUUAAAGAGUUAAUUUUUUGAGCUAUUAUUGAAACAUAAACUCAUGAAUUUUUAAAAAUAUUUAACAUUUAAAAGUUCUAACAAGCUAAAUAUUAAAUGAGUGGAAAAGAAUUACCAAAAAUAUUCUUCGACAAGUUAUACCAUUUGAAAACUGCCUUCAAAUCGCUCCAAAUCAUAUGAAAUGAAAGACAGUCUUGGUCAGCAUAAUAAUUUGUUCUAAUUGCAAGCAUUUCAAAUUGUAUCAAAAUUUCAAAUGAGAACUGGUUAUUUCAGUAACGCUUACAGAAAUUACAUUAAUAUCAUCGAUACCUCGCAUUGAAGUACUAGAGGAUACUAGGACUUUUUUUGUAUUGUGAGCACAAAAACAUGCCGGACAUUUUCAACAUAUAUUUUGCUCAUCCCCAUAUCCUCUAUUUUCAUUUAAUAUAAUAUGUUUUAUACAGCCACAGAGACUUUAUUCGUUAAUGUGUGUUAAGGUAUUUUUAGAUUAUACUUUCGUAUAAAGUAAAUAUGUACGUAUAUAUGUUAAGAAAAGGCAUAAUUCCUGUGCUAAAGAACCAAUGCGCAUAAUAUGUUUAAAACUUAAAAUACAUUCAAAACGUUGGUGACUAAAGAAUCUAGUGAAUACUUAUAUUAUGAUGUUACCAUUAAUGUAGGAUUCAAUUAUUCUUAACGGUUAAUUUAUUUACUACAUAAUAUAGUGGUUUACUGAGAGUUGAUAAAAUUUAUGGAACGUCUCGCUUCAUUAUCAAAGACAUUCAUUACUAAAUCGCUUAGUAUUGUGGUAUAUCGGUAAAAGACAGCAAUAUCUGAGUUGAGAAGCAACUUUCGGUAAACAGGAUUUAGUAAGUAGUAAGGUGUAUAAGGAAGUAACCAAUACUGUAUUUAUACUAAGAUAUAUUAAGUAAAAUGUAAUGAUUUCUUAAAAACUGAUCAUACUACAAAGUAAUGUAAUAAGGUACUUAUAUGUAAAAACCAGAAUAGCACAGCGUUUGAUUUAGCCUUAAGUAUUGAGAUAUAGUCCGUUUUUAAUGAGAGCUGUUUGGAAUUUCGUGUCACAACAUAUUAUAUCCAUUAAUUUAAUAUGUGACUUGAGUUAAAUGAGAAAAUAGAAUCCCAGUACUGAGCUACUCGUUAAUUUGAUAAAAUUUCGAGUAUAUUCAGUAUUACUAUAUCUUAAUCAGUUGCAUAGACAGAGUCGUAUUUUAAAUCAAAUACAUCGUCGUUUUACCCCGUUAUAAUACGGCUACUAAGAUGUACCUAAUAUAAGUAAGAGAAGGGUAUGAAAGUGUUCAGUCUACAUAAUUAUUAAAAUUAUCGUGUAUGAUAUUUACAUUCCACGAAAUAUUACAUAGUUAGGUUGAAAAUGUAUUUAAUUUUAAUGAUAAAGUGGUAAGUAGUUGGUCUACAAUGCAACGCUAUUAAAUUGUAUUAUUUAAGUGAUUAGAAUCAGUAAUAGUUAUCUAUCAAAUUAAAUAACAAAUUCAACCGAAAUGAUCUGGUCGAAAGAAAAAAAUAAUAAUUUUAAUAGUUUUCAAACACGGUAACGUUCUUAAGUUAAAAAAUGUGUUUACUUAAAAUUAAUUAAACAAAAUGAAAUAUCGCCCCAGUAUAUUAGCUUUCAAAUUUAUAAUAAAGCGCAUUUGAAAUGUCCAUAAAUGUUUUAAUAGUUUUAAGAGAAAAUCCGGAGCUUAUAUAGCAAUAAAAUGAGUAAUGCGUCGGAUAUGACACAAUAUUUUAUCGCUUUUUAUGUUGAUGGUAGAGGUAAGCAUAACCUUCUCUGUGAAUUUAUAAGUGUCCGUGAAAUUAUGUUGGCGCUAUAGUAGCAAUGGGUAAACUAUAAAACGGUUGCCUAAUACAGUUUAUUUAAAUAUUAUUAUACUACAUUAUAAUUUUAAACGCAAUUUCAAUCAAGUUAUGUGAUCUUCUUUAAAAUGAAUUCGACAAAUAUAAUCAGUUAUUAGCUUACUAGUAACCCCAAAUAUCAAAUUUCACGUCAUACACACUUACUACUCAAGCGCCACUUUAGACGGAUUUGGAACUGUUAUUUACUGAUACGCGCUAGACAGUUAGACACUGUUCUUAUGAGACAGCUCUCCUUACCUCUAUCGUAUAUGGCUUAUUCGAUACUCUCAAAAUUAUGUAUAUUAUUAUGAUUGACAGUAUGUAGUUAAGAAAAGUAACGUUAACAAGCUGUCAGUAACAUUUACUUUUGAAAUUGUUUCCUAUUGUUAAAAAAUAUUAUAUUUGUUUUAUUUAAUAUAAUUUAAAAAAAAUUGAUAUUAUUAUAUACAAAGACUCAAUAUUAACAGCUGUUUUGAAUUAUAAUGCACAUUAACUCGCAUAUUGCAAUAUUUGUGCGCCAUCUCACUUGCAUCGUAUUUCAAAGCACUCGUAAAUAUCGUCGAGAUUCAUAGUUAACAUGAAUUCGUUAAAAUUGAAUGAUAUUUUGGAUUGUUAUUUUUUGUUUGUUUUCGUUGAUUCGUAUUAUAAUACUUUAUCAGCACAAUAUUUUAAGAUACCUAAUAUAUUGAUAGAUUUAUGAGUUUUGUGUAGGAGUGGUUUAGUACAAAAUCACAUAAGUUUAUGGCAGCUUAGAUAUAAGGCAAUAAAUGAGUAAUUAUCUGAAAA